AUGCCAGAGAGACGAUUCUCACGUCUCCUCAAGUCGAAACUGCUGCGGCGAUCGUCAAUACCCGCGGUACCAAAUCCGGGCAACGGGGCGGACCCGCGUGUCCACCCAAAUUCAACCUCUGGUAUCUCUGGAACUCCUCAUCUCUUUGACUCCGCGAGCGAAAAAUCCCCAUACAGCGUCGUAUCGUCCGCGGCCCAAUCCUCCGACGACACCGCCUCGGGCUCAGACGCGCACGAGCAUCACGGUCACAAGUCACGCCGCCGGACCAAGCCUAGUCAUUCAUCCCCGCUACUGUCGGAACAGCAGCUCCAUCGCUAUCCCUCAUCGGAUCUUCCAGCUAGCAUUCCUCCGCCGACCGAGCCAAAAUCCUCACUACCGCCUACCCCUCUCUCCGAAGAGCUCUCCUCCCCCUCGAUAGCCCGAUUGCCACUCCACAGCAUUCUGACGACGCCUCCCUUCCCACUGCCCGAGUAUCAAUUGGACCCGACUCUCGACACCGUCGUCGAGACUCCCCCAGAAGACCACCGGCCAUCUUCUUCUUUCUUCCCUGCCCCUGCCAGCAAGCGACCCAGUCUUGCCGUCCGCAGGCAGUCUCUUCUCCCGGCGUCACACCAGCACUUGAUAAGUGGACUGCUGGAGCAGAGCCUCUUCUUUCCUUCACAAGGUGACCCGGGCAGCAGUCGCACACCCAUAGCUGCUGCCAAUAUGGUCCAUCGUCGAAUUUGGGUGAAGCGGCCGGGUGGCUCGGCCACGCUGGUGCCUUGUUUGGAAGAUGCAGUGGUGGAUGAACUGCGUGACCAAGUCAUCACAAAAUACGGCAACUCGUUAGGCAGGACAUUUGAUUCCCCGGACAUUGUGAUAAGGAUCGUGGCACGCGAAAAUGCGAAUCGACUCACAACACCAGAACGACUUCUGAGCCCAGAGGAGGUCUUGUCGAAUGUCCUCGACACGUAUUACCCCGGAGGUCAAACAAUCCAAGAGGCGUUGCUUAUCGAAGCACCCACGCGCCGGACCCCAAAGCCAUCUCCACGACAUACUGGCUAUCAUCAUCACCAGCCUUCUGAGCCUGGCGAGCAUGGCGAAUAUUUUCCCCUCAUGCCCGCCAAUGCAAAGGUCCCGACCCCGCCUACGCAUUCGUCGAGUUCAGGAGGAAAUAAUGCGCCUUCAAUAUCAAUACUCACAUCUGGCGCGCCCCCGCCACUUGGAUCCCCGGGCUCUCGGGCUCGUCAACACCGCCGACCGGUGCUUCAACGCCAUACGACCAAUUCACCGACUAUGCUUGGUCAAGCGCCCACAGUGACUGAACGUACCCACACCCCCGGCCACGGUUGUCGAAUCCCCGCAAGUCAAAUCACAUACCCCCCAGCGCCUGUUGCAUCUCCGCGAUCCCUACGAAAAUCCACAGGUGCUGCAUCCCCGGGGGCAGUGUUUGGUGGAUUAAUCGAUGGCACCGUUCCGCCCAUCAACGUGCUCAUUGUUGAGGACAAUAUCAUCAAUCAAAAGCUGUUAGAAGCUUUUAUGAAACGCCUUAGUGUGCGAUGGAAGUGCGCAGCCAACGGCGAGGAGGCUGUACGGAAAUGGCGCCAGGGAGGAUUCCACUUGGUCCUUAUGGACAUUCAGCUGCCUGUCAUGAACGGCCUGGAUGCCACCAAGGAGAUCCGUCGACUGGAACGACUGAAUGGAAUUGGUGUUUUCUCUAAAACGGCGUCUGGUCGUUCUAGCGCAUCAAGCGCCAACGCUUCCGAAAAACGACCUGGACUCUAUCGCUCCGUUAGCGAAGAAGAUACCUUGACUGAUCUGUCGCUGUUCCGGAGUCCUGUUAUUAUCGUCGCAUUGACAGCUAGCAGUUUGCAAAGUGAUCGACAUGAGGCAUUGGCUGCUGGCUGCAAUGACUUCUUGACUAAGCCUGUCGGUUUCCCGUGGCUCUCACAAAAAGUGACCGAGUGGGGCUGCAUGCAGGCCCUGAUCGACUUUGAAGGUUGGCGCAAGUGGCGCGGCUUCCUGGACUCUUCCCGGUCCAUGUCUCCCAGCUUUGAUAGUGCAGCCAGUCCCAUGCAAACUGGCACCUCCCCUAACCAAACAGAAGCGCCAUCGCCAUCCAUAACCCGCACCAAGUCCAAAGUCAAGGGCAUAAAGCGGCCUUCUCUGCCUGAAGCCGCCGAAGUUUUAAGGGAGGAUUCAUGGGGGAGUGGCAGUGGUGAUACCGGCGACUCGAGCGCCGAAGCAACACCGGCAGAAUCGGACAAGCCUUCUGAAACCUCUGCUCCGCCACCAAAGCAAUGA
Penicillium longicatenatum is the source of this 2283-nucleotide messenger RNA. RefSeq names its product response regulator. The record is from RefSeq and is a predicted model, not a curated record. Gene Ontology annotation, molecular function: protein kinase activator activity; phosphorelay response regulator activity. The transcript is spliced from 4 exons. Gene Ontology annotation, biological process: osmosensory signaling via phosphorelay pathway. Bases 1 to 2283 code for a protein of 760 amino acids. Gene Ontology annotation, cellular component: Mcs4 RR-MAPKKK complex. NCBI's taxonomy places the organism in Eukaryota, Fungi, Ascomycota, Eurotiomycetes, Eurotiales, Aspergillaceae.